This is a messenger RNA of Odontomachus brunneus, 1515 nucleotides long. RefSeq names its product (11Z)-hexadec-11-enoyl-CoA conjugase-like. Gene Ontology annotation, biological process: unsaturated fatty acid biosynthetic process. Gene Ontology annotation, cellular component: endoplasmic reticulum membrane. NCBI's taxonomy places the organism in Eukaryota, Metazoa, Arthropoda, Insecta, Hymenoptera, Formicidae. Gene Ontology annotation, molecular function: stearoyl-CoA 9-desaturase activity; iron ion binding. The record is from RefSeq and is a predicted model, not a curated record. The transcript is spliced from 5 exons. The coding region runs from base 263 to 1312 and encodes 349 amino acids.
AGAUCGCGAGUGUACACUCGUAUGAGGAGAUCCCGAACCCGAGAACACGUGUCGGGAGUGUAGUAGUCGCCUCAGAUCGCCCCGAUUAUUAAACAAGUCAAACUCGAUCGGCCCGCGCGCGUCUCGAGAGCGUGCCGACAUAAAAGGAAAUAUUACGCGCGUACGAAGAGACAAACGAUAACUCGUUUUCUCACCAGCGCGAACGGGCGAAUAAUUCACGCUUGAUAAAUCCCGCUGUCAAAGAAUCGCGUUUCUCGCCGGGAUGGAGGACGCAAAAAAGCCGCACGAUCAAUCCGACGAUAAAGAGGAAGAGUACGUGGUGGAGGAAGUCUUGAAUAAGCAAUUGGACACCGAUAUGAAUUACCGGCACGAGUACUUGUGGCGGCGUGUUCUCAUUCAUACGACCCUACAACUGUCGUGGCUCAUAGGAAUGUACAUGAUAAUCUUUCACGCGAAACUGGCCACCAUUCUUUGGGCGAUCUUUGUCGGCUUCUGGGUCUCCGAGGGUGUCGCGUUGGGUGCGCAUCGCGGUUUUAGUCAUAAUCAGUUCAAGAUGUCCAAAACGCUAAAAUUCAUCCUUCUUUUCUUGCAGACUAUGUCAGGUCAGAACAGCUUGUACAAUUGGGUUAGGGAUCAUAAACUUCAUCACAAGUAUAGCGACACGGACGCGGACCCUCACAACGCCAGCAGAGGAUUCUUCUUCGCGCACAUAGGCUGGCUUCUCGUCAGCAGGCAUCCGCUCUUGCUCGAGAAGCAGCGGCAAGUCGACAUGUCCGAGUUUAAAUCCGACAAAUUGAUCAUGUUCCAAUACAAUUACUUCCUGCAAAUCUACUUCGUCGUGGCGGUCCUGUUCCCGGUGGCGAUACCAAUGUACUUCUGGAACGAGACGCUAUGGUCGUCGUUCUUUGUGGCGUAUUUGUGGCAGUACGUCACCAACCUCCACAUAGCUUGGACCAUAAACUCGUUCGCUCAUUUGGGGAGCAUCAAAACUUACGACAAGAGAAUAAGAGCGAACCAGUCGCUGUUCACUUGGAUCGUAACCAUCGGCGAAGGUUGGCACAAUUUCCACCACGUGUUUCCUUGGGAUCACCGAAUGUCAGAACCAGGGCAAAUAAACGGCAUAAGCACAAAAUUACUCCAUGUCUUCGCUUAUUUGGGACUGGCUUCGGAUCUGAAGGUAGCUUCGCCCAGCGUCGUCUACGGACACAUGAAGAGGCACGGAGACGAAACGGGAAAGAAAACCUACCUCGAGAAAUGCGAAGAGCGAAACGAUCUGUUUGAGAGGUUAUCGACGAUGAUGAUGUUGGGUUAAAUCAUAACGUACCCGAAGACCUUAAGGCUCAUAAUUAAAACAGAAACAUAUUCAAGCGAAUUGUAUGUAAAAUAUAAUAUCGACGGAAGGGCGUACAGGAUAAUAAUCGAGUGGUAUCGCGAGCGGCGAGCGUGAUAAAACGACUGUAGCAGAUCAAUGUAAACCCUAAAUAAAGCGCUGCUGUGCACCCGCAGUAGGAUUAA